AUGGGGAAUUCCGUUCCUGAUAUCGAUGCGAUCGGGAUAAAAGCAGAGGCACAUCUUGCUGACCAGUUCCGGCGAGAAGUCGCACAUCUUCUGGGUCGUUCGUCGCUAUCCUUCCCUGGUGCGCAACCAGUCAGUUUCGCAUCACAUCAUAUCCGUGAACUACAAGAGAAAGACUACUACGUAUGCGAGAAGACGGACGGGAUACGAUGUCUGAUGUACUUUGCGCGAGGAGAUCCGGACUCAGACACCCCGGAGAUUCACUACCUGAUUAAUCGCAAGAAUGAGUACAGAUUCAUACCUGGCCUACAUUUCCCCAUGCCCGAUGACGAUACCUUCCAGAGCUUCCAUGUGGACACGCUGGUGGAUGGCGAGCUGGUUAACGACACCUACGAGGAUGGGACGGAACAGUUGAAAUAUCUGGUUUUUGACUGCCUGGUUCUCGACGGUACAAGUCUGAUGCAUCGAACACUAGACAAACGGCUGGCAUAUUUUAAAGAAAAAGUCCUCAAGCCGUAUAACGCCAUGUAUAAGAAAUUCCCCGAGGAGAAGAAACACCGGAUUUUUGCUGUGGAGGAUAAAUCCACACAGUUCAGCUACGGUAUCGAAAUGAUGUUUCGAGAGAUCAUUCCCAAGGUGAAGAAGAUACAUGGCAACGACGGUCUGAUUUUCACCUGUCGCAGCACGCCAUACAAGAUUGGAACGGACGAACAUACGCUGAAAUGGAAGCCACCAGAGGAAAACAGCAUUGAUUUCCGUCUAAGGCUAGAGUUCCCUACAAUAGAACCAGACUCAGAGGAUGAAGCAGAUGGAAUAACGGAAACGUACCCCGACUACGAUGCUAUUCCAACAUGCCACCUUUUCAUAUUGCAUAAUAGGGGAGAGUACCGCCAUUUUGGAACCAUGUAUCUCACUGAGUCUGAAUGGGAGGGGAUGAAGGCCUUGCAAAAACCCCUUGAUGACACCAUCGUUGAGUGCAUACAGGAUGAACAAGGCAGAUGGCGAUACAUGCGGUUCAGAGACGACAAGGCGGAUGCAAACCAUAUUUCGACCGUGGAGAAGGUGCUUCAGAGUAUCCAAGACCGGGUCUGCGAAGAGGAGCUAAUUAACUCUGCGCCUGCGAUCAAAGCUGCAUGGAAGAAGAGACAAGCUCAAGCCGCGGAAGAAGAAGCUGCCAGGAGAAGAGGGAUGAAUAACGGUAUUCCCAACGGAGCUGGAGCUAAGAGGAAAUAUGGCGAGUAG
Messenger RNA from Microsporum canis CBS 113480, 1239 nucleotides. RefSeq names its product mRNA-capping enzyme subunit alpha. Gene Ontology annotation, biological process: 7-methylguanosine mRNA capping. Gene Ontology annotation, molecular function: mRNA guanylyltransferase activity; ATP binding. The transcript has a single exon. The coding region runs from base 1 to 1239 and encodes 412 amino acids. Lineage: Eukaryota; Fungi; Ascomycota; Eurotiomycetes; Onygenales; Arthrodermataceae. Gene Ontology annotation, cellular component: mRNA capping enzyme complex. The record is from RefSeq and is a predicted model, not a curated record.